Molecule: messenger RNA, 2011 nt
Organism: Malaya genurostris
Lineage: Eukaryota; Metazoa; Arthropoda; Insecta; Diptera; Culicidae
Product: protein cereblon-like
Exons: 4
Coding region: 84-1862 (592 amino acids)
Source: RefSeq, a predicted model, not a curated record
CAAAAAUUACCACAGUAGUAUCGUUGUCAACAAAGGGAGUGAAAAAAUUUUCUGUGAAAUUUUCGGAAAAACUUUUCAAACCAAUGGAAAACGAUGAGACAGUCGAUGAUCGGUCCGAUGAGGUUCCGAUUCUGCCGGUGGAACUGCCAAAUUUGCCGGAGCGAGAUCAGGGACACAGUCAGCGUUUGAGUCGGAUGCGGUUUGUGCAAGUUUCGGUUAAUGACGACGAGGCACAGGAGGAACUGGACGAUGGUCCAAUUGUUGAGGAACCAGUGGGAGGUUCGGAUCAAGAAGAAGGUAGCUCAGAUCAGCAGGAAUUGAUGGAAGCUGAUGCCCCCAGUGACAGUAGCAGCACUGAACGAUCUAACAAUUCGUCUGAAAAUGGGUUGGACGAUUCGGAUGCUGAUCGAUUGUUUGACGAUUACAUUCAUAGCCGAGAGCAGCAGCAGCUGACCGCGGCGGCAACUUACAAUACCGAACUGCCAACAGAACAUGCCUACCUUGGCAAACUGGAGCGUGUUGAAGGAGUUGAUUAUUUGGAGCCAGGGAAAGUGUUCUGUCUACCAAUCUGUACCCAUCAUUCGAUUGUAUUUCCUGGAGAAAUUGUCCCAAUGAUCUUGAAUGAGGCUACUCUGAAUUGCAACGACCCCUCGGAUGGAGUAAAGUUCGGAUUAAUUUUUCGAACUGCGUUUCCUGACAAAUUUUACUAUGGCGUAACCUGUCAAGUAUUCGAGCGAGGCGAUCACGACACCAGUGGAUCGAUUGUGGUGAAAACCAUCGCACUGCAAAGGUUUCGCAUGGUGCGCCACACGGCUGGUAGAAGGGCAGAUGUUCUUAUCCUACCGGAGAUUUUACUGCCUGAUCCGUUGCUGAGUAGUUGCUCGAAUCUAAUGAAGCGCCAUGCAUUCAGCAACAAGAAAGAGUUGUCACACCGAUUCAAGUCAUUCAUGUCACAUGUCAUGGUGUGGCCAAAAUUUGUCUACGAUCAGUACGGGACCGAGGAGGUACUGGCAAAGGUCGAGCGGUAUUUGGCGUUUUUGAAGAUUACUAGCGUUCCUAGCGAUCCGGUCAAGCUGUCAUUUUGGCUGGCAAGAAAUGUUCCCAUUGAUGAACGAGAUCGAAGACUGAUCUACCAGGCCGAUGCUGUUAUCAGUCGUAUGCUGGUGAUCAACAAAUCACUAGACAACAGAUUCCAGACAUGCUAUUUUAUGUGUAAACGUUGCGAAAACGAAAUCGCCAGCUACAAUGAAAUCUUUGCCAUGAGCAAACAGGGCGUCCAGACGAGCUACUGUAAUCCGUCCGGAUACGUUCAUGAAACGUUGACCAUCUACAAAACCAAGGAAAAUUCCACAUUCGUUGUGGACCGUCCCUCGACGGCAUUCAGCUGGUUUCCGGGUUACGCAUGGCAAAUUACGCUCUGUGCCAGUUGUCGACAGCAUUUGGGCUGGAAGUUUGUGGCCACCAAGAAAAAUUAUCUGCCAGUAAGUUUCUACGGUUUGACAGGCAGCAGUAUCAAGGUAAAUUCGACCGUUGAAGUUACCUCGGAAAACAUCGCUGAUGGUGAUGAUGAUGAUGAUGAUGAUGAUAAUGAUGAUGGCGAUAAUGGUGGAAGUGGCGCUCAGAGACAAAUCAUGCGACGACGACGACGACGACGGGGUUCGCGGGACAGUAGCGAAUCAGAAAGUAGCUUCGAUAUAAUAUACCAAGUGAUGGAUGUGGUGGAAGAAGAGCGGGGCAAUGUGGUUAAUGCCGCUGAGCCACCAAUUGAACUGGGUCAGGUUGUGGACGUAGAAGAUGGAGUAGCAGCAGCAGCAGCAGCAGAAGAAGAGGAUGAGGAUCGAUUUCAGGAUGCGACAGAGUAAUAAUUUCUUCUCAUUGAACCAAGAAGGUUUUUUCGUUCUGUUUAUUGUUCAGAAAGAUCGCAGCGGUCUUGUACUACUCACUAAUACGCAAUAACUCUGUCGUAUCGAUUUUAGUUGAAUAAAAUGUUCUAUCAAAAAUACAUAAACAA